Messenger RNA from Eimeria tenella, 570 nucleotides. RefSeq lists its product as uncharacterized. Lineage: Eukaryota; Apicomplexa; Conoidasida; Eucoccidiorida; Eimeriidae. Bases 1 to 570 code for a protein of 189 amino acids. The record is from RefSeq and is a predicted model, not a curated record. The transcript is spliced from 3 exons.
AUGUCGAACUGGGAGCAAAACCUUCCCCUGCGGCAGCAGGCGCAGCAGGGGCAGCAGCAGCAGCAGCAGCAGCACCUGCUGCAGCAGCAGCAGCUGCUGCAACAGCAGCAACUGCUGCAGCAGCAGCAGCGGCAGAAUGCGCAACCUAGCGGCAAGCGGCAGCAGCAGCAGCAGCAGCAGCAGAGCAACUCCGAGGAAGACGACGGGUCCUCCCUUAGCGGCAGCAGCAGCAGCAGCGAAGAUGAGGCGCAGCGGCUGCACCGGCCAGCAGCAGCAGCAGCAGCCACAGCAGCAGCAGCAGCAGCAGCAGCGCAGCUGCCGCAGCAGCAGCAGCAGCAGCAGCAGCAUUUGGGCGCACCCUCUGCUGCAGCACUGCCGCCCCAGACGCCCCAGCAAGUAGCAGCAAGCCUUUCAAGCCGCGCUGAGGAGCGCCAAAAGCGAAAAGUCGUUCGAGCAUAUAUGAAAGCAAUUCGUCUUUUGGCAAAAGUGUCUCUCUUAGUAGAAGAUGACAGAAUUAUUGUUAACAAACCAGAAGCGCCAGCAGCAAAAAAACUUGGCAGGCUUCUGUAA